AUGGACGAGCUCAUGCUUGAACCGCAAGUAGCUGUCAUCAGUGACCAUCACUCCAAGUCUGUAGACGAACAAAAUGAGACAGACAGUAUCAAUAGCAACAAUGGACAAGUAUCACAAGUGGACGAUAUGUCCAUGCCAUCAUCUAUUCCUCUAGGUCAUCGUCGUGGGCGUAUGGGUCGUCUUGCAAGAGAUAAAGUGAAUUCUACAAUGGUCCUUCCUAGUUUUAUCUGGGACUAUUUUGUCAAGGACGCAAGUGGAAAAUAUGUCAUUUGCACGUUAUGUCCAGCACAGUCAACACGUUUUGCCUAUUCUGGUGGUACAAGUACCAUGAAUCGUCACUUGCGUAAGAAACAUCAAAAGUACGCACCGGGCAAGUGUCCCACGGAUUACGAAUAUCCAAAAGGGGUCCAUCGUCGUCACCAUCAACUUCAAUCGAUAACGUCACCUGCGGGUAAUGCUAUUACAACAGCAUUAACUGCUGGUCUUUUAAUGUCAUCGGAUACUGCAAAUAUCCUGGGUACGUUAUCACCUAACGAAUCGUUUGGUGGUAAGCAACGUCAUCAGCUUUUGGAGCUUCGAACGGCACGCAGACGGGCGACAAAUGGAGGCACUACACUUUCGAGAAAGAAAUUUGUAACGGAUCAGACGGCAACGACACUUCCAACGGAUUUUGAUCCGUCUGGGUUUGUGACGUUGACAGGAAGUUCCACAACGGUUGCGUCGGGUGCUUUGCAAUUUCCUGCAACUUUUGAACUGAACGAUGCAGGAAUGGAUUCUAUGGCAGGAGUUGCACUGGAUCAAAGGUUUUUUGACUAUUCAACACUUACAGGCACAUCCACAGCAGGACGUGUCCGUCGACAUAGUGCUACUAUUGUUGGUGGAAAUAACAGCUUUAGUGGAAGCAACGGGAAUGCAAGCGUGAACAGUAAUGUGAAUCAAAAGAUUCUUACGCAUCGACUACUUAAGUAUCUCAUUGCGCAAUACGAGCCACUGGAUGUAAGUCAUAUGGGCGCUGAAUUGGGCAUGUUGCUGUUUGGAGGAUCGACUGAGUGGUUGACGCCUGGACUCAACUUUGGAUAUGGAGGAGGAGGCAUGGGCGGUGCAAUGCCAAAACUUCCGUCCGAAGAAUCGAUAAAAUUGGCGCUAGCAAACUUGUACUAUUCACAGCGAGAAAUUUUAAAAGAGGUUGUGGCGGACGUGGAAGUGCUAAGUUUGUCGCUGAACAAUUGGACAUCGGUAUUUGCGCAAAAUGUGCUCACUGUAAGUGGUCAUUGGAUCUCUCGUGGAUUUCGACGCCGUGAUUGUGUGUUGGAAGUGUACGUUUUACCUUUGGAUGAACGCGUGAACACCAUUGCGCUGCUUCGAGAUGUUAUGGAUAAGUGGGAUAUUCCGUCAGCAAAAGUGGCAGCGCUUACUAUGCGUCCGCACGCACUUGCCACGGAUACUACCCGAGAAGUCGAAUCGAACAUCUCACGGAUAGGUACAGAUGCUCAGGCAGAAGCGGAGGCUGAAGCAAAUGCACUUCAUUGUGAAUAUCCGGACCUGACAGUCGUAAGGUGUUUUGUGGAAGAACUGGAAAGAGCUAUUUCGAGCGGUUUGCAAAAGUGCGCAGAUCUCACUCGUCGGUGCCGCAACUAUGUGUCGUAUUUCAUUCAGAACCCGUCUGAGUACCAGAUAUUUCUCGCUCUCCAGCGCAGUAUGAGCGAGGAGGCAUCCGCAGCUAGAACAGCAUCAGCUCAGACAGCGUCAAUGGCUGCGACAGCGAAUGGGGUCAGUGUAAGCAUCGCUGAGAGCUGCAAUACUACAAUAGGGGACGAAUUGAACUGUAUAAAGGAAGCUCAACUACUGGAUGCAGCAACGGCUGAUGCAUCAUCCUCGACUCCGAAGGCUAACAAAACCUCACACACGUCUGUAUCGUGUGGUAAUAUUGGCGAGGUAUUGCCAGUGGUUUGUGACUUUGACAGUCGCUGGAAUUCGACAACUGAAAUGAUGUGUCGAAUUGUUCAACUCGAACCUAUGCUGCUGCGUUACAAAACGGGACUUGAAAGCGAUACAAACCCAGCUCGAAGACCUAUGCAGCUUCGAUUUAUGUGCUGUGAGUUGUCUUGUGAGGAAUGGACGUCACUUAAGCAACUUGCUCGACUGCUUGAUCGUAUUGAGGGCUUGGUGCAUGUUUCGCCACUCGCAUAUCCCGGUUUGUCUAUUGUGUAUCCGCUUUUACACUCAUUGAAAAAGCAUUUAGCUGAUGCUGGUACAUGGGUGACUGAUCCGCUUGUAGCAACGGUACGCGAUACUAUCAUUAGCAACCUUAACAUGGAACUAUGCUCUUCUGGCCAGGCUCCGUCGUCUCCGUACCUGUCGUGUCUACUAGAUCCGCGCUUCAAGACGUUGCCAUUUUUGUCAGUAUCAGAGAAAGAUGAAUUAGUAGGAUUAUUACAUGUUCUUCUCGGAGUACAUGAAAAGGAUGAUAUCAUUGGCAACAACCAGCAGCAGCAUGACAACUUGGUAGUGGAGGACGAUCAAACAGACGAGCAGAAGAAAGAGGAUCAAAGUGCUAAAACUUUAAGCAGAUCCGCUGCAGGUGCUAGUGUUGCAAACAAGAAGAAGGCAGCAGUUACACUUCUACACGAGUUUUUUCCACUGGACGAACCUGCCAACGAGGUUGAUAAACUCAAGGCGCAAGUGCAGCAAUACCUGGACUCGCCAUCGUUGCCAGCAACCGAUGAUACUGAACACGAUCCGCUCGAGUGGUGGAGUCGCUAUCAGCGUUUAUUUCCAUCACUAGCUCGACUUGCGAAAAAGUAUUUAUGCAUGAGUGCUGUAUCGACUCCAUUCACAGAAUCCUUCACGAACUACGGACAAUUAAUGCGUGAGAAGAAAGCUCGGCUGGAUAUUGAAGUAGCGGCUCAGGUGCUUUUCUGCCGUAGUGUAUCUCGUAUCCCAGAGAUGGAACGCAUUGGAGUGUAA
This is a messenger RNA of Peronospora belbahrii, 2967 nucleotides long. The record is from the annotation of a GenBank genome assembly. Lineage: Eukaryota; Oomycota; Peronosporomycetes; Peronosporales; Peronosporaceae.